UCAUAAAUACCCGAUACGGAGCAGGCCCCCUCAGUCAAUAGCUCGACAUGUUUCGAGCAACGAUCGUCCUCCUGUUCGCCGCGCUAGCCGGCUGCGUGAACGUGAAUUGGUACAAAAAUGCCCUCGUGUACCAAAUCUAUCCGAGGAGUUUCCAAGACAGCAAUGGGGACGGUAUAGGCGAUUUGAACGGGAUCACGGCCAGGAUGGAUCACAUCGCGGACAUAGGCGCCCAGGCGCUCUGGUUGUCGCCCAUCUACAAGAGUCCCCAGGUCGACUUCGGCUACGACAUCUCCAACUUCACGGACAUCAACCCGGAUUACGGCACUCUGGCCGAUUUCGACAGGCUCGUGAGAAAGGCGAAGUCGCUCGGGCUGAAGGUGAUCCUCGACUUCGUGCCCAACCACAGCUCCCACGAGCACCCGUGGUUCAAGAAGAGCGUUCAAAGGAUCAAACCGUACGACGAGUACUACGUGUGGCGCGACGCGAAGAUCGUGAACGGGACCAGGCAACCGCCCAACAACUGGCUGAGCGUCUUCUGGAACUCGGCUUGGGAAUGGAACGACGAACGAAAGCAGUACUAUCUUCACCAGUUCGCGGUAGGCCAGCCUGAUCUGAAUUACAGAAGCGCCGCGUUGGAUCAAGAGAUGAGGAACGUGUUGACGUUCUGGUUGGAUCGAGGGGUGGACGGUUUCCGGAUCGACGCCAUCAAUCACAUGUUCGAGGACGCGAGAAUGCUGGACGAGCCGAGCGCGAACAAGACCGACGUCUCCAAGAACGAUUACGAGAGCCUGGUCCACAUUUACACGAGGGAUCAGGACGAGACGUACAAGACGUUGAGCAGUUGGAGAAAACUUAUGGACGAGCACUCGAAUCGCACCAACUCCGACCCGAGAAUGAUCCUCACGGAGGCGUACACCGACUUCAAUUUGACGAUCAAGUACUACAAAUCCGGAUCCACGGUCCCCUUCAACUUUAUGUUCAUCACGGAUCUGAACAACCAGUCGACCGCCUCGAACUUCAAACAGCUGAUCGACAAAUGGGUGGAGAACGUGCCGAGCGAGAGCGUGACAAAUUGGGUCUCGGGCAAUCACGACAAUCACCGCGUCGCCUCGAGAUUCGGCAGGCAACGGGCCGACGAGAUCCUAAUGCUGACGUUGACUUUGCCCGGCAUAGGGGUUGUUUACAACGGGGACGAAAUCGGGAUGGAGGACAGGCCGUUCACGUACGAGGAGACCGUCGACCCGGCCGGUUGCAACGCGGGCCCGGCCAAAUAUUAUUUGAAAUCAAGGGAUCCCGAGAGAACGCCCUACCAAUGGGACAACACCACGAGCGCUGGAUUCUCCAAUAGUCAGAAAACCUGGCUACCCGUUAACAAUAAUUACAAGUCUUUGAAUCUUGCCGCCCAGAAGAGGGAAUAUUAUUCCCAUUACGUGGCGUUCAAGUCAAUGUCGUAUCUGAAGCAGCAACCCGUGAUCGCGAACGGGACCUUGAACGUGGAUGUGAUCGAUGGAAGGGUUCUGAGCGUGAAACGGCAAUUGGGCAACGACACCGUCAUAGUUAUGAUAAACUUCUCCGAACAUCCUGUCUCUCUGAACAUCACCGAGGUGCAUCCACCUGCCAACCUGGUCGUUUACGCCAACAACGUCAUCGGCUCGAGUGUUAGCCACGGCAACUGGAUCUAUCCGACCAUGAUGACUUUGUCCGGAUCUAAUUCCGUUAUAUUAACCAAUUACGAAUUGUAUUGGAGAUAUUGGCAAGGAUUGUAAAUUGACGGAACAUGAUUGUUCUUUUUCUUCUUCUCUUUUCAUUAUCGACCGAAUAUAUUUAAUAAAUUUAAUAU
Molecule: messenger RNA, 1840 nt
Organism: Apis florea (little honeybee)
Lineage: Eukaryota; Metazoa; Arthropoda; Insecta; Hymenoptera; Apidae
Gene: Hbg2
Product: alpha-glucosidase
Biological process (GO): carbohydrate metabolic process
Source: RefSeq, a predicted model, not a curated record